AUGGCUGGAUCUUCCAAGACAAACAGAAAGGAAGGGAACGUGCCCAUCGAGCAUGAAUGUCCGCUGAAUCUUCUUCCUCGCGAUAUAUGGGUGAGGAUUGCCACUAAGGUUGCAUCGAAUUCGAUUCAUCAUCUGUUCAACAUGCAGGCGAGUUGCAAGGUUUUUCUGGAUGCAGCGAGUUCCGAAGCUGUGUACCAACAUGCGACGAUGCGGGUUAUACCGUUAGUGUCCUUUUUAUUUUACCUUGACCGGCCGGAAAGGAGGUUCCUCGAUCGCUGCGUUGAAGCAGAAAAUAUGGAUGCUAUACUUCGACAGGGGUUGACGGAGUAUUUCUGGAUUGUCCGCCGUGGCAUUGGGAUGGAACUAAUUUCUAGGGCAUCGAUGGAGGGCAGCGUCGAAGCAGGUUACCUGUCUGCCAUGUUGCUACCGUGUGAUCACGAGAACGAAGAAGAAGUGCAAAGGGGUGUUGAAAUGUUAGAGUCUAUCCGUACUUCUGGAAAGGUCGAAAGGUACAGGGAGUUCUUCGCGGACAUUUUUUGGGAGCGAUGGGUUGACGAGAGACCAUCGGAUCCGGGACAUGCCGUGGCUUGUCGGUCCACCACUUGCACUACCCACGGCACCUUGGCUUGUGUGAAUGAUGUGUCUCGUGUCUCGUGUGUGCACUGCCUGGUGGAUUACGAGGUCAGGAUUUUCUUGGAGAUGUUUAGAUUUUAG
Molecule: messenger RNA, 714 nt
Organism: Arachis ipaensis
Lineage: Eukaryota; Viridiplantae; Streptophyta; Magnoliopsida; Fabales; Fabaceae
Product: F-box protein At2g35280-like
Molecular function (GO): protein binding
Source: RefSeq, a predicted model, not a curated record